AUGGCUAAUAAUCCACCAGCGAAAGUGAGAGAGGUUGCAGUGCCUCGUGUGGUUGAUGUAACUUCGAGCAUUAUCAAGCCCACCAUCGAAGGGCAUUUUGAGCUGAAGCUUCCCAUGAUUCAGCUACUUCACUCUAGUGGAAGGGUCACCAAAGAAUAUGUGCGGCUGACACUGUUCCCCUUUUCUCUAUUGGGGAAUGCAAGUAACUGGUUAUUAGCAGAGCCCGCAAAUUCUAUCACUUCAUGGGAUGAUUUGGCGACGAAAUUCUUGACAAGGCAGAAAAGUGGGGAAAAUUUGUAUCAAGCGUGGGAGAGGUUCAAAGGUCUUCUCAGAGAUUGCCCUCACCACCAUCAGACGAAUGAAGUUCUGGUACACACAUUUAUUGAGAGUCUGGAUGCCCAACAUAAGUCAUCACUAGACACUGCUGCAGGAGGGCAGGCUCUUGAUCUAAGCUAUGAAGAACUAUUCACACUAUUGAACAGGUUUACUCAGAGCACUCCAGACUGGCAGGAUGAUGCAGCUAGCAGUUCAGUUAGGAAGGCACCGGGUGUUUUUGAAGUGGAUAAUUUUACAACACUAUCAGCACAGAUUGAUGCCAUGCGCACUGAAAUUAAGAAGUUAACUGCUGCGCAAGCUCCACUACAGGUGCAUGCAGUGCAACAAGCCAUCAUUAUUUGUGAAUUUUGUGGAGAAGGUCACAACAAUAAUCAGAAUCGCGAUUUGGCUGUGCGGAAUUUAGAGAGGCAGAUAGCUGGUGCACAAAAUACUAGACCACUUGGAGGACUUCCAAGUGAUACGGAUGUGAAUCCCAAGCCUUAUAAUAUUGUGACUCUUCGAAAUGGGAGAGAACUUGAGGAAGCGACUCCAAAGAAAACCAAUCGAGUAGAAGCUGAAAUAGAGAAGAUUACCGAGGAGAUGAUUGAAGAAGAGAGGGUAGUCAAGACACCAGUAGCAAAGCAGCCAUAG
Lycium ferocissimum is the source of this 966-nucleotide messenger RNA. RefSeq lists its product as uncharacterized. The coding region runs from base 1 to 966 and encodes 321 amino acids. The transcript is spliced from 4 exons. The record is from RefSeq and is a predicted model, not a curated record. Lineage: Eukaryota; Viridiplantae; Streptophyta; Magnoliopsida; Solanales; Solanaceae.